AUGACCACGGUCCACACGACCACGGAACACUCGACCACAGCUCACCCGACCACAGUUCAUCCGACCACACACCAUCCCGAGACCAGUUCCAGCGACGGCGCUUCGUUGCCGGUCGUCGAUAAGGCGGACCCUUCGAACCAUAUCGAACAGGUCCACACCAAUGAGAGGGUUCCGGGCCAUCCAGGAUAUUACGAGAAAGAUGGUCUGCGGACCUAUGGCGACGAUGAGGACCACGACCAUGAACCUCCUAUGACCUCGAAAAGAAUUUGCGCCUUAGUUGCCCAAGCCUUCCUGUGGACUGGCUCCCAAAUUCCGGUGUACAUCCUUGGCGGCAUCCCACCAUAUAUCUACAGUGAUAUCGGUGGUGUUACCAGUUGGAUUUGGUUCGUCCUGGCAUAUCUCCUGGCUCUUGCUGCCAUUUGCCCAUUCGUUGGCUCCAUCUCCGAUCUCGUCGGCAGGAGAUAUGUUGCACUCGGUGGUUCAGGCUUGCUUGUCAUUGCCAUGAUCAUCUGCGGAACAGCACACAAGAUGAACAUUUUUAUCAUGGGCAUGGCUUUCUCAGGAGUGGGUGCCGGUAUUUGCGAGUUGACUUCACUGGCUGUCACUGCCGAGCUGGCUCCGACCCGAAAACGAGGCAAAUAUGUGGCCAUCCUCGUCUUCACCAUCAUCCCUUUCUGCCCAUCCGUCCUGUGGGGUCAGCUGAUCGCCUACCAUGCCGGCUGGAGAUGGUGCACCCUCUUUUGCGGACUCUGGGCUGCUAUUGGUUUCUUCGGCACCUUGUUCUUCUACUUCCCACCACCUCGACCCAACUCACGUGGCUUGACUAAGAAGGAAGUCAUUGGCGAGAUCGACUUCGUUGGCGGUGGCCUCUCCAUCAUUGGCAUGAUCCUGUUCUUGGCCGGCUUGCAAUGGGGUGGCUACCAGUACCCGUGGGGCUCCGCGCAUGUGCUGGCUCCCCUUAUCAUCGGAUUGUUGUUCCUCUUCGUCCUUUUCCCCAUCUGGGAAAUCAAGUUCGCCAAAUUCCCCAUGUUCCCAUCUCGAAUGAAGCAAGAAGCCCGGAUCCUCACCUUGACAUUGAUCAUCACCGCCAUUUCAGGCGCCAACUUCUUCUCCAUCAUCAUGUUCUGGCCGACUCAAGCUUUCAACGUCUAUGGCCACGACCCAAUCGGAGUCGGCAUUCGAGGUAUCCCCGUUGGUUUCAGCAUCCUGGCAGGUGCCUGCAUUGUUCUGUGGCUCCUGUCUGUCUUCCGAGGACAUAACCGUGAGCUGAUGAUCUUUUCGUCGAUACUAAUGACCGCCGGCUGUGGCGCGCUUGCAAGCGCAACAAGAUUUAACCUCCACACCUUGUGGGGUCUUUUGAUCCUCGCUGGUUUGGGUAUCGGUGGCAUCGUUGUCCCUGCGUCCAUCAUCACCACGAUCAUCUGUCCCGACGACAUUAUUGCAACCGUCGCCGCCCUCACCUUGUCAAUCCGGGUCAUUGGUGGCUGCAUCGGUUACACCGUCUACUACAAUGUCUUCCUCAACAAGUUCGUCCCCAAUGUCACCAAGUAUGUUGGAGGAGUGAUGGAGUUGGAAUUGGGUAUCACCAACAUUACCUACAUCACCGACGCCAUUGAGCUCACCGGAGCCAGUCUGCUUGACGGCAUCAAGCUGAUUCCUGGUAUCGCUGGCAACGACACCGCAUACGAGAUGGUGGUGCUUGCUGGUCAAGUUGCAUAUGCUGAGAGUUACAAGUAUGUGUAUCUGACCAGCAUUGCUUUUGGCUCAAUUGCCAUCAUUGCCAGCAUUUUCCUGGGCAAUAUCAACAAGUAUAUGGAUGACCAUGUCGCUGUGGUCAUGCAUUAA
Exophiala viscosa is the source of this 1845-nucleotide messenger RNA. RefSeq names its product fungal trichothecene efflux pump. The transcript has 3 exons. The record is from RefSeq and is a predicted model, not a curated record. Gene Ontology annotation, molecular function: transmembrane transporter activity. Gene Ontology annotation, cellular component: plasma membrane. NCBI's taxonomy places the organism in Eukaryota, Fungi, Ascomycota, Eurotiomycetes, Chaetothyriales, Herpotrichiellaceae. The coding region runs from base 1 to 1845 and encodes 614 amino acids. Gene Ontology annotation, biological process: transmembrane transport.